This is a messenger RNA of Recurvomyces mirabilis, 942 nucleotides long. RefSeq lists its product as uncharacterized. The record is from RefSeq and is a predicted model, not a curated record. The transcript has 2 exons. Gene Ontology annotation, molecular function: protein binding. Bases 1 to 942 code for a protein of 313 amino acids. NCBI's taxonomy places the organism in Eukaryota, Fungi, Ascomycota, Dothideomycetes, Mycosphaerellales, Teratosphaeriaceae.
AUGGCGCCUCGAAAACGUAAGGCUGACAAUGAUCAGCAGCAUAUUGGUCGUCCAAAACGACAUAGAAGUACUGGAGCAUCGACGGAAGUCCGCCAUACACGGGAAAUGACAACGAACGCACCUCGUAAGGCCGUCUUUGACACAGUCGAAUUGCUUGGAAACAUUCUCUCUCACUUAAUAGUAAAGACGCUCUUCGGCGUACAGCGAGUGUGUCAACAAUUCAGAACAGUCGUCCAAAAGUCUAGCCACUUCCAGGAAAGGAUGUUUCUCCAAAUACCCUCUACCCAAACUCCACCAGUCAAAUUAGCCUUGGUUCAUUAUCACCUCACAUCAAAGAGUCCCAAUCAGCGCACAGCAUUUUACAUUCCAGACGGAGUGGACUUCCCAAAGGACAUAGGGUGGUUGUUCACGAACCCUAACCACGCAAUUCUGGCUGCGAAGCUCAAUCCUUUGCUGGUUUCCGCCUUCCCUCCCCUUGACCUCUUGAACAGACUGCAGGGUGGCGAGACAAGACAGCUAGAUAUAGGCCGGCGUCCUCUCCGCGAGGUCGCCUCAUGGCAGCACACAAUCGUCUCAGACGUCGACUACGGGCCAACCACUUACUCGAGCGCGACCGUGUCCAUCAAGUGGUCGAUCCCCGGCCGAAAGCUCAUCAGUGGCCGAGUGACAAAGACGAUUCAUUGGUGGCACCGGCAUACGCUGGGCUGGAUGUUGCAGGAUGUGCUGCAAAGCCAUGCCACUUUUCAGUAUUGUUAUGGGAAGGAAUUUCGGGAACGCAAGGGAUGGGUCGAUGCGCAGAUUGGACGGCUUGAGAAGCAGGCUGGUCGGGAGGCUGUUCUCGAGAGCAUGGUGAUUAGUUUCAAGGGUGUUGUUGAGCUUAGUGAGGAGGAGGCGGCUGGGAUUGCGGAUUGGAGCCCGUCUGCACUUAGACAGAGUGUGUAG